This is a messenger RNA of Bemisia tabaci, 5294 nucleotides long. RefSeq names its product XK-related protein 6. The record is from RefSeq and is a predicted model, not a curated record. Gene Ontology annotation, biological process: phosphatidylserine exposure on apoptotic cell surface; apoptotic process involved in development; engulfment of apoptotic cell. Gene Ontology annotation, cellular component: plasma membrane. Lineage: Eukaryota; Metazoa; Arthropoda; Insecta; Hemiptera; Aleyrodidae.
UUUUGACAUAGUUUUGAUAACAAAAUUCUAGGUUAUUAUGUAGCAAACCAAUUUUUUCCUCUUACUUUUACUUUUUUCUUACUUUUGUGUACAAUAAUGAUUCUAUGUAGGGGUAGAAAUCUGCGGGAAAGUCCUAAUUAUGAUAGAGAUUUUAGAUUUCUAAGUGAUACCAAUUUUCUCAGUGUCUUAUUUCCUUAGUACAAUGUUACAUACUCUCGUGUUAUGGAACCAGAAUUUCAUAAAGUAGAUUAUGAAAAUAGUAAGUUCCCUCGAGGUAAGGAACUUACUUUCCGGAGUAAUUCCUAUCCUGAGGGUUCAAUCAUCGUUAGCGAUGAAACCGACAAGCUUCCAUCCAACCUCCAUGUGUCCUACUGGGACAUCUUGGCGAUACUCAUUUCCAUCUCUAGUCACAUUAUUGAUGUCCUCCUAGACAUGAAUCUAGCCUACCGAUACUAUCUAAGUGGUAAAAAUGUGUAUGUCAUACUUACUAUCAUCUUUAUCUCAUUUCCCGCGUUUGUCAACACUGCAGUCAGUAUACGGAUGUAUAUGCUUGAUGAAUUUGAGACAUCUGCUACCAUGCGAAGAUUGAUCAGAACCUACAAGAUCUCAUGGAUAUUUAUUUUAGCAUUUCAACUCGCGCCAGUCAUAAGGUAUAUUGAUUCGCUGAGUUACGCUCUAAAGUCCCGCAAAGCAGAGAAAAGGAAAGAUUUUGCAAGUCAGCGGAAGUACUACGAGUUGAUGCUGAAAGAGGACUCUGAUGUAGCUCUCCUGCGAGUAUUGGAGUGUUUUUUAGAGGCAGCACCACAACAAAUUCUUCAGGUUGCCAUCGUCUUAGUUGAGAAGAAAAAAGGCUCUACUUUUCAGAUUAUGCAUCAAGCUGGAUCCAUUAUCUCCUCUUUACUUUCGAUGGCAUGGUCCAUGGCCUCCUAUCACCGUUCGGUUAGAUUUGCUCAGGAAAAUAAACAGAACAUGAGUUGGCCAGCCACAGCUAUCCAAUUCAUGUGGCAUUUCAUGAUCACAGUGGCGAGAAUUUUAUCAAUAGGUGCUGUUGCCUCAGCAUUUCCGAUUUGGACAUUUUCUGCCUCAGCCCUUCAUUGGAUAUUAAUGUGCCUAUGGCUGGCAAUCCUUGAACGUACGCGACUCUGCCUCUCCAAAAAUCCGCAAAAGCAAGUUAACGAGCGAACAUCGGAGCUCCUCUUCUGUGCAAUUCUUGGGCUUGUGUACAUCUUCACAUAUUUGACCCCUGGUGAAGGCAAAACACGAAACAGGUACUUAAUUUAUUACCCAUUAUGCUUCUUAGAAAAUACUGCAGGCAUCAUUCUUUGGUCGCUCACUGCAGACAGUAAUAUCAGGCACUCAUGGUACUAUGUUCCACUGAUCAUCAGCUCCAUAGUUCCGUUUUUAAUAGGCAUCGUCUUCAUGGUGAUCUAUUAUAAGUAUUUCCAUCCGCAAACAGCUCAAAAAAUCCACCUGCCUUUCUGUUGUACAUUCCAGCCCAAUGUGGCCUCACCGCUGUCUCCACAAGGUCUAGACCCAAAUUAUAGGUUUAACUAUAUCAGUGAUAUCAAUGCUAAACUAAACUCAGCUCAAAUGCCUGAAUCGCUUUAAUUUCAACUCACUUUACUCAGAUAAUGAUUUAAUUUAGGUUCCUUUUUGAAAGUUAACAACUCAUGGCUUCUAUUUUAAUCAGUGCUUAUCACUUAUUAAUGUUAGAGCUGAAACAAUUGUUUAGUUGUAGGAAAGUGUACACAACAAUCAAGAUUAUUUUUAUUUUUAUUUCUCAUGAUUUUUUUGUCUGUUAUCAUCCCAUUAGCAAAACAAGGAUGAUUCUCGCCUCCCAUCAAAUUUUAAAAUCAAAUUUAAGUUUUUUGUAAACUUUUUUCGACCAAUUUGGAGUUUACAAGCUUAUUCCCCCUUUUAAUACAAUCUGGUCUCUCGGCCCUCUUUAAAUCUCUUAUCAGUCGAUGGCAGGUAGUGGUGAAGCAGCUAAACAAUUACACUGUUUUAAAGAAUUCUGGAAAGAAAUAUUGACGUAAAAAUAGCCCUGAGUGCACGCCAUGCAGAAACGUGUUUUGAGUCAUGUCUUUCCUAAAAUGAUAUUCUCAAUCAUUAAAGGAAAGAGAUCAUGUGAUUAAUAUUAUCAUAUUAAAAUUUAUUUUUCAUCCAACAUCCAAUUAAACGGCUGAUCUUUCUCAUCUGUUUCGCCAAAAAAAAACUGGUUUGACGAAGCAAAUGUUGAGAGAGUUAUAUUUCUGAGAAAAACUAAAGUCGUGUCAUGCUUACUGCUUUUGAACACAUAAGUGACAAUAUCCUCCAAAAUCAAAGGCAUAAAGGGGGCACACAAACAAAAUCUCACUGAAAAAUUCCAAAGGAAUAAGUUUUAUUAAAACAUGAAUCAAUUUUUUCCAAAGAUUUUCGUCCCCCUGUUUUUUACUUCUUUUAAUUUUUGUUUCAUCCUGUAUCACAUCAAAUGUUAGCAAAAAAAACUAAUUUUAGUCAUGAGUAGCUCAGAUAUUGCAAAAGUAAGAACGGACUAUAAUUUUAAGAGCUCAUAUUUUUGGUGUUCGAUCGCUAGAAACAGUCUUCGGCUCCCGACUUAUCAUACAAUCAUUCACUUUGUUUUUAUAUUUUGGUUUCUCUAUUUCUGGCUGUUCCUACUUAAUGAAAUUUUCAUCAAACUGGUGGCUCAUAAAACCUGUGUCGGUCAAUUUCUUUACACUUCAAUCAACGAGACAGUGAAAUUUUUAGAAAUUGUAAAUUUACCCUGUAACUGCAAAUUUAAAACCCUCAUUCUUCAUGAAGGAAAUGAUGACGAAAUGGUUUAGUUAUUACUUUUUAUGCUUAAUAUGAUAAGUGUUUAAAGUAAAAAUUAAAAAAACAAAAAAAGACAAGGGGCCAAAUCUAAUUAUUACUGAGAUUGUCUUUAACUUAAAAGGAAAAAGUAGCUCUCUGUAAAGUAUGAUUUUUUUUUUUUUUUUUUACUUUCCUUCCAAUUAAGUAAUUUCCCAAACUUAAUAAUGUAGAUGAAGUAUUUACCUUGACUUUGAUUUGAAGAAAGAGUCCCCCAAUUUAUCCAAAAACACUUUGAUGUAAAUUUGGUCAAGUCUGAGCAGCCAAUUGUUUAACACUAUAGUGCCUUGUGGAUGAUCUUCAGGUUUUGAAUGCAGCUGUCUUUUUUCUUCAUUGUGUAUUAUUUUAUAUUUUCUUUUUCUUUUUUUGUUUGUUUUGAUCUCGUAUUCAUAAAAACUAACUGUCAAAGGGCAAGAAGACAAAUACAAUUUAUGCUUUAUCAUAGUUCAACUAAUUUUAAAACGAAGUGUCUGCUGGCCAAAAGUGCUGAAAAAUGAAAUGGUAUUCGAGACUGUCUUGAAGCCAAGAGCCCUGAGCAGUAAAUUUUGAGUUUGAGUAAUUCUCUCAUGUAGAGCACGCCUAACUAAAUUGUUCUGAUAUUACAUAAUUAACAAAUAGGGGAAAAUUGAGCUUAUCCUCACAAAUACUAGAUAUUCAUAUUAAUUGAGUCGUUACUAUAUACAACACUCUGAGGAUCUCAGUAAGGUCCUCUCUAAUUCCCACAAGCUCAAAGUUUCAAACUCAGAAAAAAUUGCUCCUAAGGGGGCGAUGAGUCAGUUCUUGUACCUGAUACUUAAAUGAUUGAAUAGGUAGAGUCCAGCUCUUGGUCUCUACUCGGAGGGUUAAUUGGACGAAUUUCUGUCGAACGGAACUAAAGACGAGUGGCUAAAAUAGGCUGUGCUCUAGAAAGCUGCAUAAGAAACAAUGUUAAAGUGGGCGUGAUUCCCUUUGGAGAAAGGGAAAAUUGGAAUAUUACUUUCUUUUUAACGGAACUAUGUGCCAACUGAAUGCGGCACUCAUGAACCAUGGGCAUGUGGAGAGAGUCUUGUGGAUAGGGCUCAUGAGUUAAAGGCUCAAAUCCGCGGACGGUCGUCUCCGUUGUCGCCGCUGACGUCACUGGCGCUUUAUAAUUCCCAUCCACUCCUAUGGCCCUCAACCAACAAGAACACCCCUUCUUUCCCACCUGUCUCUGGUUCCCUUUGACAGAAAUACGUCUGAUUAACCUUUCUCUUACUAAAAUCAGCGUUUUCUUUUUUAAAAUUAAAUUGGGCCUAGGUAAGUUUGCCUCAUUUCUGAAAAGUAAUACAAUUACGUUUUGUGGUUGUGGUUACAUACCUUGUUUUUUAAUAGAUUAUUCAGGAAAUCAAAAUCAUUCUAUUAGCAACUUUUGGCAAGCUAGACAAAGUAAUUUUGCGGCGCAUCAUGUUUAAAAUCUUUAAACCAUAACACGAUCAAAGAUAUGAAAUUAGAUUAAGUAUUUUUGUCUUAGUGUAAGUUAAUAACUUCUCUGAAAACGAAUAACUCGUUGAAGUGUUUUUCUUUACAACAUUCUCCAGUUUCUACAUAUUUUCCGGUGAACAAAAGUUCUUUCUCCCUUUGAAGAACUAAAAAAAUAUUUUAAUGCAAUACUCUUUGUUUUUUUUGUACCUUUUACAACAAGUGCUGAUGACCAUUCUCAUUCAACAAUAGUCAAAUAUGUGUGAAGUUUAUCAGAUGUUGAAAAGCUCCUAAUUGGUCGUUAGUCAAUGAUCAUUCAAUUUACAUGAAAUCUUAUUUUUCCUUGCAACAUCAAUAAUUGCUAGCAGUUGACAGCAAUAUAAUUUGUUGCAUUCAAACAAAGGAACACCUUUCAGAUAAGAGAAAAUAGAAUGAAAGCAGUAGUGAUGUUGUUUUAAGAUCAAUUUUCGGUUAUCAUUCAAGUAACUUUCCAUGCAUUCAAGUGGUUUUAAUAAACAUUGAAAUACGAUUUUAAUCAUCCACAAAGAUUAAUACAUCACAGAUGAGCUUAUCAGCAGAUCUUCCUUAUUUAUCUCAUUGCUAGGUUGUGAAAUUUUACUAUGUAAUAUUUUUAUUUUUACAAGCACAAAUGUAUUAGUGUAGUAACAGUUAAGCAGUCUUAUUGCUUGUAGAAGUUUUGUUUAAUUUCCAGAAGAAAAUCUAAUAUAUGUUUUAAAAUCUUUCAAGUAAUGUUUUCUCUAAAACAAACUUGAAUGUAAAGUCAUUUUGAAAUCCAUGUUUUUAAAAUAUUGACUUUUAAUUUUCUAUGGGACCAUAACAUAUUCAAUUCCCUGUCACCAAGCUAACUGAGCAUGAACAAUUUUAUCCUCAUGCAUAUACAAAGAUGUUCUUAGUGUGAGCCACGUCCGUUCUCAAUAUUUAAAAUGCAUCUACCUCUUUAAGCUUUUUCACUUGUUUUCCUGAAGAUUGUUGGCUGAAAAGAUUAU